This is a messenger RNA of Colossoma macropomum (tambaqui), 1381 nucleotides long. It is a transcript of the gene gabra6a, whose product is annotated as gamma-aminobutyric acid type A receptor subunit alpha6a. Lineage: Eukaryota; Metazoa; Chordata; Actinopteri; Characiformes; Serrasalmidae. The coding region runs from base 2 to 1381 and encodes 459 amino acids. Gene Ontology annotation, cellular component: neuron projection; postsynapse; GABA-A receptor complex. The transcript has 10 exons. Gene Ontology annotation, molecular function: transmitter-gated monoatomic ion channel activity involved in regulation of postsynaptic membrane potential; inhibitory extracellular ligand-gated monoatomic ion channel activity; benzodiazepine receptor activity. The record is from RefSeq and is a predicted model, not a curated record. Gene Ontology annotation, biological process: nervous system process; monoatomic ion transmembrane transport; synaptic transmission, GABAergic.
CAUGGGCCGUAUUUUGGCAUUGUUUUUAUUGAUGUGUGUGGGCGAUGUAAUAGGGAACGCAAAAAUAAGCUCAGAAAACAUCACACGCAUUCUGGAUCGGCUUCUUGAGGGUUACGAUAACCGGCUGCGUCCUGGAUCAGGAGUGUCAGUCACUGAAGUCAAAACAGACAUAUUUGUGACCAGCUUUGGGCCAGUGUCAGAUGUUGAAAUGGAGUUCACCAUGGACAUGUUUUUCCGUCAAAUGUGGGUGGACGAGAGGUUGGCGUUCGAGGGCCCCAUUGAAAUCCUGCGCUUGAACAACCGCAUGGUGGACAAGAUCUGGACGCCUGACACCUUUUUCCGCAACGCAAAGAAAUCUCUGGCACACAACACAACCUCACCCAACAAGAUGUUCCGCAUCAUGCAGAACGGCACCGUGCUCUACACCAUGAGACUGACUGUAAGUGCAGAAUGCCCCAUGAAGCUGAUGGACUUCCCCAUGGAUGGCCAUAUUUGUCCUCUGCGGUUUGGAAGCUAUGCCUACACAAACCGUGAGAUCAUUUACACAUGGAGGAAGGGCCUGGAGGAGUCAGUGGACAUCCCCCCUGAGUCCUCCAAUUUACUGCAGUAUGAUCUAAUCGGAAAGACGCUGUCCAGUGAAACACUGAAGAUCAGCACAGGCCAUUACUCCGUCAAGCUCGUUCAUUUCAUCCUCCAGAGGAAGCUGGGCUAUCAUCUGAUCCAGACCUACAUCCCCCUCAUCAUGGUGGUUGUGCUGUCCCAAGUGGCCUUCUGGAUCAACAAGGAGUCGGUUCCAGCUCGCACUGUGGCUGGAGUCACCACCGUUCUGACCAUGACCACUCUGAGCAUCAGCGCCCGCUCUUCCCUGCCCAAGGUGGCCUACGCCACGGCCAUGGAUUGGUUCAUCGCCGUCUGCUUCGCCUUUGUGGCCUCCGCUCUGGUGGAGUUUGCUGCAGUUAACUACUUUGCCACACUGGAGGCCAACAGAAUGAGACGCAGACUCUCCAGAGGGUCCGUGCUGGAGUCCAUAGCCGAGGGCAGUGAUGAUGAAGACGAAUCGACGGUGUCUGACCCCAGCGUUGGAGGUCGGGUGAGGAAGAGGAUGGGCUCAAUCUCCGAAGCCCCCAAAACCCGUCUGCCCAUCUUCCUCCAGCAGGGCUCAGCCAUCCCACCCAAUGUGACGCUGGCCGGCCUCAGCCCCAUUGACAAGUACGCCCGCAUCCUCUUCCCACUGGCCUUUGCUGUUUUCAACAUCAUCUACUGGUUUAUCUACCUCAGCAAGGACACCAUAGAGCAAGCCAGGUCCAUAUGCGCCUCUUUUUCCGUCCGUUUGGCUCUGUCGUUCAGGCCCGUGUCCCUCACUGCUAUCUACUCUGACUAA